Molecule: messenger RNA, 2101 nt
Organism: Olea europaea var. sylvestris
Lineage: Eukaryota; Viridiplantae; Streptophyta; Magnoliopsida; Lamiales; Oleaceae
Product: patellin-4-like
Exons: 4
Coding region: 54-1895 (613 amino acids)
Molecular function (GO): lipid binding
Source: RefSeq, a predicted model, not a curated record
AAUCCAGUGUACUCUAGGUGGCACUUCCCCUGGUCGCUAAGGAAAUCAGAGACAUGGCUGUGGAGGGAAAGGAAAGCGGUGUUAUAAAGGACCGAGUCGAGGCUUCUCAAGAACCGAAGAAAUCUGAGAAUGUAGAAGAAAAGGCGGUAACUGUGACAGAAGAUGGUAAGGUUGCUGAAGCAAUCAAAGAUUUGGAGAAAGAUGACGAGCCGAAGCAAUCUGAGAGUGUGGAAGAAAAGGGGAUUUCUUUGAUAGAAGAUGGUACGGUUGCUGAAGCAAUUAUAGAUUUGCAAAAAGUGGACGAGCCGAAGCAAUCUGAGAAUGUGGAAGAAAAGGGAGUUGCGUUGAUAGAAGAUGGCAAGGUUGCUGGUGCCAUUAAAGAAUUGGAGAAGGUGGCCUCCCCGAAGGGGGAGGAGAACAAGAAUGGAAGUGAAAUUGUUGAGAGUUCACCAUCAGCGUCUGAUGGAAAUGGAAAGGAAGUGAGGAAGAAAAAGGAGAAAGGUGAGUGUUCAUCAUCAUCGCCUGAUGGAAAAGGUGGAGAAUCUUCUUUGAUAAGCGAAGAAAAUGGGUUAUUUUCUGAUCUGAAGGGGUAUGAGAAAAAGGCAUUGACAGAGCUCAGAUCGAAGAUUGAAGAGGCCAUUUUGACGAACAAGUUGUUCAAGGGGAAGAAGGAAGAGAAACCAGUCCAGAAGGAGAAGCUGGAUAAGGAAAAUGAAGAUUCUGUGAAAGAUAAAAAAAAGGGAGAAGAAGAUGUCGAGGGGGGAAAUAUUGUUGAUAAGGGGAAAUCAAAAGUAGAGGAUGAUGAAGAAAAAUCCGGUGAAGCUAAAAAUGUGGAAAAAGAGGUUGAAAUUAAUCACAAUAUUUCCCUGUGGGGAAUUCAAUUAUUGCCAAGCAAGGGAGAUAAAGGCACAGAUAUUUUGCUCUUGAAAUUCUUGACAGCCAGAGAGUUUAAAGUCAAUGAUGCCUUUGAGAUGUUGAAGAACACCCUUAAAUGGAGGAAGGAAAAUAAGAUUGAUUCAAUCAUGGAGGAAGAUUUUGGGAAUGAAUAUGACACCAUGGCCUACACGAGGGGACUGGAUCGCGAAGGCCAUAUGGUUUGCUACAAUGUUUAUGGGGUAUUUGCAAAUGAUGAAAUAUACGACAAGACCAUUGGUACAGAAGCCGCCCGUGAGAGGUUCUUGAGAUGGAGGUUUCAGUUAAUGGAGAAGCAGAUUCAGAAGCUUGAUUUCAAGCCCAGUGGCGUCUCCUCAUUGCUCCAAAUUAAUGAUCUCAAGAACACUCCGGGACCUUCAAGGAAGGAUCUUCGGCUUGCUACAAAACGAGCUGUGGGGAUUCUGCAGGAUAAUUAUCCUGAACUUGUUGCAAGAAAUAUCUUCAUCAACGUACCUUUCUGGUAUUAUGCCUUUAAUGCGCUCUUAUCGCCUUUCCUAACACAAAGGACCAAGAGCAAAUUUGUCUUUAGUCGUCCAGCCAGAGUUACUGAAACGCUACUCAAGUACAUUGGUGCAGAGCAAAUUCCUGUUCACUAUGGAGGGCUUAGAAAAGAGAAUGAUCCUGAUUUUUCGACCAAAGAUGCUGCUUCUGAGAUUUCUGUUAAGGCUGGAGUAACUGAAACCAUUGAAAUUCCUGCACCGGAGGUUGGAAAUGCCUUGAUGUGGGACCUGACUAUAGUAGGUUGGGACGUGAAUUACAAAGAGGAGUUUGUUCCAACAGAUGAAGGGUCAUACACCAUAAUCGUGAAGAAGGGAAGGAAGAUAAGUUGGCAAGAUGAUUCCAUUCGCAAUUCUUUUAGAAACAGCGAACCUGGCAAGAUUGUGAUCACAGUUGAGAAUGGAAUUUUCAAGAAGAAGCGAGUCUUGUACAGAUGCAAGACCACAAGUACUGCUGCUUCUUGAGUUGGUUGCUUAGAUAAUAAUGUUUUGACGGCAAUUGCCUGGAAGCAUUUUUUCUCCUUUUCUGGUUUGUUGUUAUAUUUCUAGGUUCAGAAUUCAGAUAUAAACUGGUGGCCGGUAUGCCCUGCUAAUUAUAGGAAAACAUUCUUUUUGUAACUAGUUGUGCUACAUUUACAUAAUGGACGUACACAUGAUAACGGUGAGAUAUG